UGCUGCUGACACAUGUGGACAUUUAAAUUCAGUUGUGUUGUUCAAUAUCUGUGUUGUGGUUAUUUAUGGGAUUGAAAUAGUGUGACUGUUGUGAGUGUACUUUUAAAGAUAAGACGAGGAGGAGGAGCUAGUUAGCAUGUAGCCACAUCCCUAGUGGUCUUUGGUCUUAAAUGGUAAAAUAGAAGAUGUUAUUAUGAGCUGAAUUUGACAUUUACAGCUCAUCUGUUCCAAGUGGCUGUUCCCCCAACUAACAGUGGUGGAAGAAGCUCUUACGGCCCUGUAAAGAAGAUUUAAAAUGACUCCAUUCAAUUGAUCUGGAAGUAAAGUCUUCUAUGAGUUCUAUGAACGGGACACUCAACGUGUAUCUGUAGCACCAGUGGAGCAUAUUUCAUCUUUGAGCCUCAAACUGUUCUUCACAUGAAGCCAUGUGAGAACUUGCCAUUGAUCGAUCUGACAAAAAAAUACUGUGGUGGUAACAAGCAACGUGUUUUAAAUCCUGAAGACACGAGCACUGCGAGGAAAAUUGUCCGUAUGCGCUAAAGAUCCUAACAACAGGAACGAUGUCCGCUCAGGCGGAGCAGUAGACGUUUGUCAUCUUGAACCGUUUAAUCUUCGGAGCUCGUAAUGCGCAGUCGCACAACUUUAGAUGUAAAGAGUAAGAAAAAGGCUAUUUAUAAAUACGACGAAAGCAUUUGACGUCCUGGCUCGGUUCGAUCAUCAACGUAUCAAGCCAUAAGUCUUCUAUCGAUACGAAUUUGAGUUUUCUAGAAAAGUUAAAGAACCGGUUAAGCUUUAAAAAAAGUAGCGGCGCGGCUGUCGCCGCAAUUUUCCCAUCAUGCAUAGCGUUUGCUCAACAAAUGUUGUAUUUAAUGAAUUCGAUAUUUCCACCCAAAAUACUGAAGUCUGCUCGGCACAUAAUAUAAACUCUGUAUGUUUCAGUUAAUUUCCGCGAUGGUUCAGAUGUGUCCUUCAAAAUUGAACCAUAACAGAGAAGGUUUAGACAGAGAGACGGUCAUCAGAUUCCUCCCGUGUUACAGUAUCUACUCUUGGUUCUCUUCAGAUCGUAUAAAUCUUUCGCCUUUUACUAAAGAUUUCCGUGGAGAGGACCAAUAAGAGUCUAUCUCAAUUUUUUGAUGCCCUGUGUCAUGCGGGGCUUCCUUUACUCGUAUAAUAUAAAGACUUUUGACUCGGGUGAGAUUAUACACUUGUGUAAACCACCAAUAACAUUUUGUUAUUGUAUACUUACUUUAAACGUUUCACAUGUAAAAUGGGAACUUAAUUCUUUUUUCUCCUUCAACUGUUCUAAACUUGAAGCUGUGGGAGAUCAUGUCAUUAAUAGAUCAGACAAAAAUAAUGAGGUGGUAGCAAAUAAUAAAAGUAAAGACUCAACCCCAUGAAGUAUAAAAUAAUAAAAUGAAGGUAGGCCCAUAUUUACAUAAGAAAGAUGCAUUCACUUUAAAACAAAGUGCUAUUGUAGUUCAUGUAACUAGAGGAUUUCUAGGUGGUGUCCUCCUCAGUCUGACACACCACCAUGCUGUUAUUUUACUACCCACCCACAUCGUUUUUAUUACAAUAACUGUAAUGUUUUGUUGAAUCACUGAAGAUUUAUCGUUUAUUAGAAUCCUGUAGACACGAGCACUGCGUAGAAAAUCAGCUUGAUGCCCAAAAGAUCCUAAAACCAACAGAGGUGUCCGCUCAGGGAGAAUAGAAGACGAUUGUCCUCUUGACACGUUUAAUCUUCAGAGCUCGUAAAUCGUAGACGCACAACUUUCGAUGUAAAGAUUAAAAAAAUGUUAUUUCUAAAAACGACGGACACAUUUCACAUCCUGGUUUGGUUCGAUCAUCAACGUAUCACGCCAUAACUCUUCUAUCGAUGCGAAUUAGAUUUUUCUCGACAAGUUGAAGAGACGGUAAAGUUUCAAAAAGUAGAGGCGCGGCCGCCGUCGCCAUGUUCCCAUCGUGCAUAGCGUUUGCUCAACAAAUGUUGUAGUUAAUGAAUUAGAUAUUUCCACCCAAAAUACUGAAGUCUGCUCGGCACAUAAUACAAAUUCUGUAUGUUUCAGUUCAUUUCCGCGAUGGUUCAGAUGUGUCCUUCAAAAUUGAACCAUAACAGAGAAGGUUUAGACAGAGAGAGGGUCAUCAGAUUCCUCCCGUGUUACAGUAUCUGCUCUUGGUUCUCUUCAGAUCGUAUAAAUCUUUCGCCUUUUACUAAAGAUUUCCGUGGAGAGGACCAAUAAGAGUCUAUCUCAAUUUUUUGAUGCCCUGUGUCAUGCGGGGCUUCCUUUACUUGUUCAAUAUAAAACCACUUGAUUAAAACAGAAUUGGAAUACAUGACACUUCGGGAACUCGUGACAUGCAGUCGCAGAACUAUGGAUAUAAAAAGUAUAAAUUGUUUUUUUAUAAAUAUGAUUCAAACAUUUCACAUCCUGAUUUUGUUCGAUCAUCAACGUAUCAAGCCAUAAGUCUUCUAUCGAUAAGAAUUUGAGUUUUCUAGAAAAGUUAAAGAAACAGUAAAGUUUCAAAAAGUAGAGGUGCGGCUGUUGUUGCAACGCUCCCAUCAUGCAUAGCGUUUGCGCGACAAACGGUGUAUUUAAUAAGUUAUACAAUUCUACUAGAUUCCUGCUCCAAAUACUGAGGUCUGCUCGCCACAUAAUAUAAACUCUGUAUGUUUCAGUUUAAUUCCGCGAUGUUUCAGAUGUGUCCCUCAAGCUUGAACCACAACAGAGAAGGUUUAGAAGGAGACACAGUUGCGCGAUUCAACCCUUGGUUAAGUAUCUGCUCUUGGUUCUCUUCAGAUCGCAUAAAUCUUUCGCCUUUUACUAAAGAUUUCCGUGGAGAGGACCAAUAAGAGUCUAUCUCAAUUUUUUGAUGCCCUGUGUCUUGCGGGGCUUCCUUUACUUGUACAAUAAUAAACUGAACAAUUAAACUAUGAAAGGUAUAAGGUGAUUUAGUAAAUAUUGAUGUUAUUUAAUUUCCUCAAAAUAAUUUAACUGCUGUAGUCAGAAAUCUAAAAUAUGUAUCUUUAACAAUGAAGUAAUAAUGUUUCUACUAUGAGAUAAUUAGUGCAAUUCAGUCAGAUUUGUGACAGCAUUAUCAUAUAAAUGUGACAAAUAAAGCAUAACUGAUUAUUUACCAGUAAGAUGCCCCAAUCAAUAAUAAUUGAAGUGGGAAAAAACAAUACUGACUUCAUUCAGGUCACACUCACCAUGGACACUAGUACACUGGAACUCUUUUUGUGCAAAACUAUCAUCUUCUUUAAAUUUUAAGAAAGAGUGGUACCACUGACAGAAGAAACAACGGAUUGGUCUAUGCAGAGUGAGAGUCAGUAAUAUGUGUGUGGGAUCCCAGAGACAAACAACACAAAACGAACAACAACAUGGAUACAGACAAAGUGAUAAACAAAAGAGAGUAUUAAUGUGUUAGUAGGAAGUUGGGUCACUCCUGAAGUCAGUUUACCCUCAAAAACCUGAAAAUCAAUCAAAUCAUAGACACUCGAUAAGUAAUGCAACAUCAUUUAAAAGUAAUGGCAAAAGAAAAAAGAUCAAGGCAACACGAGCGAUAGCAGAAAACAAUCAAUAUAAGACUUUAAUUAAAAGUAAGUUUUGAGAGAUAAUUUAAAAACAGACAGUGUAAACAAAUAACAUUACAAUAAUCCAGCCUGGCAGGAAUAAAAGCAUGAAUCGCUUUGUGGAGAUUGUUAAAGUAAAUUGACAAUCUAGAAAUAUAUCUCAGAUGAAAAUAACAUGAUGGAGCUGGUCUAAAGCUACAGGGUUAAGAGCAGGCAGAACGUGUGCUGAAAAUAUAUAUUAACAACUCAUCCAUAACCAUAAUGCUUAUAUAAGGUGACUAUGUUUUGUCGACUACAUCCAGGUUCCCUUUCAUUUUGUCAAGUAAUUUACAACAAUCAAGUAAGAUACAACUCACCAACUCCUUCUUCCGCUGACAUGGUGCUAGGAAAGGAUUUGACCACCGCACAAAGGCCUAAAACUGUAAUGUUUUAAAGGGGUGCCGAUCUAUUCACUACUACUGCAUCUAGAGUCAUUAAUGACUGGUCAUAAAUUAGUUACCGAGGCCAUUUAUAUUGUUGAGUCAUCUGAUUAAGGUGGCACUAAAAAUACGCGAUCAGUAAGAAAAUGUAGGUGUUAUUUCCUGAUUUCAAUGCUGGUGUAGGUCUGAAGUGUCGUUGUCUGAACUUGAAUUUAGUUGUUUUUUGCUUCAGUGUGAUUAUCAGUCAACUGCCAGUUUCCUGUUGCAUCUCUCCAACAUCCUUUUUUCUGAAUGUUGCGAGAAUGUGAACUUGCGUUGAGUAGUCACAACUACAUUCAUCAGCUUGUCUCUGUCGGAAGGACAAGUCAGCUGUUGAGCAGCAAUGGUGCUGUCUCACCUCCAUCUUCACCUCCUCCUCCUCCUUCUUUCCCUUUCUCCCCUCCCCCUCUCAUCACUGCCUGGGAACUUCAGCCAUGGAAGUUCUCUCCCUCCCACCCGCCCCCCCGCUGUGGCUGCAGCAGGCCCCAUCCUGAAGGACCGGCCCUUUGUGGUGGUGUGGAACAUGCCCACCUCGCGCUGUCAGAAACGUUACAACGUCCACCUGAACCUGGGAGACUUUGAUAUUGUGGAGAACCGACACCAGAGAUUCCAGGGACAGAAAAUGACCAUCUUUUACCGUGACCGGCUGGGGGAAUAUCCGUACCUCUCCCGAGACGGCAGGGAGGUGAACGGAGGAGUACCGCAGCAGGGCGACCUCGCCGCCCAUCUUUCUCUUACGGAGACGCAGAUGUCUGGCCUGCUGCAGCCUAACUUUGCUGGUUUGGCUGUUAUCGACUGGGAGGAGUGGCGCCCACUGUGGGAGAGAAAUUUUGGAUCCAAGAUGCAGUAUCGGAGGCUGUCCAAGCAGCUGGUGAGACAGGCGAGACCGGAUCUGUCUGAAAGGGCCGUGACAUCACUGGCCAGGCGAAAGUUUGAAGAGAGCGCUCAGAUGUUCAUGGAGGAGACAUUGCGGUCGGCGGUCAGAGGUCAUCCCAAGGGAUUGUGGGGGUUUUAUGGUUUUCCUGCCUGCUUUAAUAAGCACAAGAUAAAGACAGAUAAGAGCUACACGGGACGCUGUCACAGAGGGACGAGGCGGCGGAAUGAGCGUCUGUCGUGGCUCUGGAGUCAGUCCACUGCUCUCUAUCCCAGCAUCUACCUGCCAGAGCGGCUGGCAGGGUCACAUGAUGCAGCUCUCAUGGUCAGACACAGACUGCUGGAGGCUUUGAGGGUGGCAUCACACUGGCGCCAUGACAGCAUCAACCACGCCACACCAGUUCUUCCCUAUGCCAGACUAGCAUUCAUACACACUCUCAGCUUUCUCAAUGAGACAGACCUGGUGCACACACUUGGGGAGAGUGCCUCACUGGGAGCUGCUGGAGUGGUGCUGUGGGGAGAGACGAAAUUUGCCAAAUCAGAGGAUCAGUGCAUCUUUCUCAGAGACUACAUCAGCGGCGUCUUGGGUCCGUUUGUUCGAUCACUGAGGUCCGACACCCACCGCUGCAGCCUUCAGCUCUGUCACGGCAACGGGCGCUGCACCAGGCGACGCCCACACUCUGGUCACAUGGUUUCUUGGGGUCAAGCUGUGCUCUCAGACCCUCAUGACUCCUCCAGGGUCAAAGAUUUUCAUCGCCACUUCCUGUGUCAAUGUUACCCAGGCUGGACAGGGCCGGAGUGUGGAGAGAUGAUGAAGGAUGACAGCAGACAAAAGAACGGACAGAAGUAACACAAAGUUUUCGGUCAAAGGGUUGUCGGUCCUCGUCCAUGAGAGAACAGGGACAUGUCGGUUUCUAAUUGGAAUAUAAAAUAAAUAAAUACUCUGUGAAUUGGG
This is a messenger RNA of Pleuronectes platessa (European plaice), 5854 nucleotides long. It is a transcript of the gene hyal3, whose product is annotated as hyaluronidase 3. Gene Ontology annotation, molecular function: hyalurononglucosaminidase activity. NCBI's taxonomy places the organism in Eukaryota, Metazoa, Chordata, Actinopteri, Pleuronectiformes, Pleuronectidae. The coding region runs from base 4370 to 5749 and encodes 459 amino acids. The transcript is spliced from 7 exons. The record is from RefSeq and is a predicted model, not a curated record. Gene Ontology annotation, biological process: carbohydrate metabolic process; hyaluronan catabolic process. Gene Ontology annotation, cellular component: acrosomal vesicle.